AAGUUGAGUGAGCACGCAGUACGUGUGUGUAUACAACACACCGUCUUUUUGACUCUCGAUUCACUUUCUUUAUCAAUUAUUAGGAAGUAUAUCUCUGAAAAGAACCAAAAAACAGGAUGAGUUCUGAUUCGGAUAUGAAGAAUGUAAUGCAAGAUUUGAAGAAACUUGAAAAUAGAAAAGACAGCGGAGGAAUAAUCACUGUACCCACGAGUGAUAGUGAAAUAGAUCAAGUAAUAAUUUCAUAUAUUCUGGAACAAAAGGAGCAAGGAACUUCUGAGAAUAAUAUUAAUUUAAUCGUUGGGACGCCUAAGUGGAUAAAGUCAUGGAAUUUGAAAUUCAAUGGAUUCAUCAGGGCGGGCAUUCUGAAAGACGAUGAUCUUCUUAUUUCCUAUUUUUACAACCGGACAAAGUCUCGCAGUUCGAAUGAACUUGCUAAAAAUGAUAUCGUCAUCACUACUUACGAUACAUUGAAGACAAAAUCAAACCUUCCAAUUUUUAAAGCUGUCGAUUGGGAACGAAUCAUACUUUAUGAAGCAAACAAGAUUAGUGACAUUAACACUUUACGAUUUGGAGCAAUUUGCGAACUUAAAUCAAAAUAUCGUUGGUGCCUUACGGAAAAUUUCAAACAACAUAGUUUGGCUUUUUUUUUGAAGAUGUAUGAUGUUGAUUCCUUUAAAAACACCAAAAGUCUAGAAGAGCACAAACUUCUUGUGAAGGACAUUGAGAAAGACUUGGAGCAAGUUAAUCUGUAUUGGUCAAGUACUGAAUUGAAAAUGAAAAGGAUAAACUUUGUUUUGAAACCCCGUCAAAAGGAGUUUACAAAUAGUUUAGCGCAAUGUGAAGCAGAAUCUACAUAUAGAACAACGGCAUAUGGAAUGAAUGAAGAUGAGAUAAGAAAAUCAAUCAUUGCAUUCCUUCUGGAUCAAGACGAAAAAAGCGAAAGAAGUAGUAGGGCUAUGGGAAAAACUUUACUGGUUAUGUCACCCGAUGUAAUAAAACCUUGGAAGGAACUUCUUGAAAGUCUUUUGAAAGAAGAUUAUCUUGCAAUCAACUACUAUGGAAAUGAAACCAAAAAGUCAAAUAAUAGUCAUGUAGUCGUUAUUACUACCUAUGACAGGUUUGAAAAAAGUUAUAAAAAGUACAUUCAAUGGGAACGAAUUAUUUUCUAUGGAUUUUCUCUUGCCAAUGCAAAAUGCAACCAGCAUUAUCAAAAACUUCUUCAACUAUCCGUGAUGCACCGUUGGUGUCUGACUGAAGAAAACACACACCGUUUCUCAGCUCAUUUCUUGAAGGGGAACAAUGACAAAAUUGGAGAAGAUGUAGUCGUGAAUAACAUUGAGCAAAAAUUGCACUUGUUAAGUACUACAAAAUAUUAUUUUACCCUCAUGACUAGUGCAAUAAAAGCAUCAAAAGCUAAUGAUUGUUGUCAAUUUUCCAAUGAUAUGUGGGAAUCAAUUGUCAGUUACACCAAAGAGUUCUUUUAUAAAAAUUUCGAAAUUUGGCUCAAAGAAGAUGAGAGUUUAGAGGAAAUGUAUGAGAUGAUGUGUCUUGGUCUUGAUGGAUCAGCAGCCGCUUUGAUAAUUCGUUUAUGGGUUGAUGUAAACUGGAAUCAUACUGCGUGUAAACACGAUUCAUUUUUCAUCACACGAGAUGAGAUGGAUGAUAUUGUUGAUAGGUGGAAAAAAUCGAUUGACUUGACCGAGAAUGCUCAUAUUGAUUUAAUUCGCAAUGUACUUAUCGAAAAGAAGUUAUUGCAGGACUUGCUACCUACGUAUACACCUUCGUAUAUCAUCUACGACUUUGAUGUACUCUUGACGAAAGCAAAAAAAAUGUCGGAACAGGAUCCUCCCGAUAUAGUGAUUUUCUCCUACCUCAUUUGGGGCGCAGCUGUUGUAUGCUUGAGAAAGUUCUUUCUCGACAGAUUAAAACUCGAGAUUUCGGGCCAAAAUGCACAAGAAAUACUCAUGGAAAUUGUUGUCGACUCUUUUACAGACGACACUGGUGGACGUCUACUCAGAGCCUGGACAUUUGCAAAACUUUGUCGCAAGAAAGCAUACGCUAUGAGCCAUUCAAACCUGCUGCUGAGAAAUUACAUUCUAGAAUCGGUGAAGAGCAUGGAAGAAUGCAUCAAUAAAGCCGACAUCGAAAAAAUUUGGAAACAGUUGGAAGCUUCUGAUUUACAAAUAUUGAAGUUGUCAAAAAAUUAUUUUGUGACAAUCGGGAAAGAUAAAUUUUUGUACAACAAAGUAACGUGUUGAUAAUAAAUGUUUCAUGUUCCUUGUAUU
Caenorhabditis elegans is the source of this 2285-nucleotide messenger RNA. It is a transcript of the gene C25F9.5, whose product is annotated as SNF2 N-terminal domain-containing protein. Gene Ontology annotation, molecular function: ATP binding. Bases 117 to 2258 code for a protein of 713 amino acids. Lineage: Eukaryota; Metazoa; Nematoda; Chromadorea; Rhabditida; Rhabditidae. The record is from RefSeq and is marked reviewed. The transcript has 6 exons.